Molecule: messenger RNA, 2529 nt
Organism: Siniperca chuatsi (mandarin fish)
Lineage: Eukaryota; Metazoa; Chordata; Actinopteri; Centrarchiformes; Sinipercidae
Gene: prf1.3
Product: perforin 1.3
Exons: 8
Coding region: 268-1959 (563 amino acids)
Source: RefSeq, a predicted model, not a curated record
GUGUCCUGGUGUUUAUGACUGUGGGAAGUUAAAGCGGAGCAGCAUUCAGAGCAUCUGGAGGUGUGAUCACACUCUGAGACACAAUGAUGUCUCAGUAAGUGUUUUUAAAGUCAGCCACAGCAGCUUCGCACACAUCAGACUUCACUGAUCUGGACUCAGCAUCAGGUCUCAUCAGGACUCAGCAUCAGGACUCAUCAGGACUCAUCAGGACUCAGCAUCAGGACUCUCUCCUCAUCGUCAACAGCAUCAGCUUUCUGAAGCUCUACAAUGCUCUCCUCCUCCCCUCUCUUCCUCCUCCUCCUCCUCUUCCUCCCUUGGUCUCUGGGUUGCCAGACCAGCUCCUUCACGGAGUGUCAGCAGGCCCCGUUUGUACCGGGUCACAACCUGGCCGGUGAAGGUUUCGAUGUGGUGAAGAUGCAGACCAGUGGAGCCAGCGUGGUCGACGUCAAGAACUUCAUGGUCGGAGGAGUCCGGGGGAACUGCACCGUGUGCCGCAACCACCUCCUCAACCAGACCCAGAAACUCCCAGUGUCGGUCCUGGACUGGCAGAUCAAGGUGCACUGCCGGCGCAGUCUGAGCAGUAAGAUCUUCGAGUCCAGCCAGUCGGUCAUGAAAGACACGAGUUCAUCUCUCGGAUUGAGCUGGAAGAGGGGCCUUGGUGUCACUGGACUCGGCGGGUUUGCAGUCGGAGGAUCACACUCCUUCUCAUCAAAGUUUGCGGAGAGCCGCAGCAGGAAAGACAAGUUCUCCUACACCACCCACGACUUCCAAUGCAAAUACUACACCUUCCGUCUUCACUCCCGCCCUCCACUGAGUAAGGAGUUUGAGGUUUCCCUGAAGAACCUUCCCUCCACCUACGACCACAAGAACACUUUGGCUUUCCAACAGUUCAUCUCCGUCUAUGGGACCCACUUCAUCCGCAGGGUUCAACUUGGUGGUCGAGUCCACUCCAUCACCGCCAUCCGGACCUGCGAGGCCGCCAUGAGCAAGUUGUCCAUCCACACUAUUAGCAACUGCCUGUCUGUCGAGGCCAGCGUGACCAUCAAAGGCAUCGACGUCAGUGCAGCCUCCAGCUUCUGCCAUGCCAAGAGCAAGAGCCUAAAAACUGGAUCAACCUUCAGCCAGGCCUUCUCCGACCGGACCACCGACGUUCUGGGAGGGGACGGAGAUGUUGGGGACCUCCUGUUCACCCCCAGUGGUGUCGCAGGGUACAAGAAGUGGCUCAGUUCCCUGAGGAGGGUCCCAGGUUUGGUGUCCUACCAGAUCAGCCCCCUGCACUUCCUGGUGAAAGACAACCCCGUCCUGAAGUCCAGCCUACGUGACGCCAUCAGCGACUACAUCCGCAAAAGUGCCAAGCCGCUCCGGUGCCCGGCCAGCUGCAAGAUCGGCAGCCAGAACCAGAACUGUGCAUGUCAGUGUAGAGGACACCGCAUGGUCAACUCCAACUGCUGCCCUACCGAGAUCGGCGUGGCCCGGAUGAACGUGACGGUGGUCCGAGCCGAAGGGCUGUGGGGAGACAAUUUCUCCAAGACAGACGGAUACGUUAAGGUUUUCUACGGUAAUCAAGGAGCCACAACACCAGUGAUCUGGAACAACGACUUCCCCUCCUGGAACUACCUCAUUCGCUUUGAAACCGUCAACCUACGGCACAGAAAGCAAGUCCGUUUCGAGGUUUGGGACCGGGACAACCGCUGGGACGACGACCUGCUGGGGCGGGUGAACCUCAUCCCCACGACGGGCCACAACACCAAGAAGUUCAGGCUGAAACACGGCUCCCUUUUCGUCCAGCUGUCUGCAGAGUGCGCUCCCAGCCUGCAGGGGUCACUGUGUGAGCAGUACCUUGCUUCGCCAAGCCACGAGGGCAUGAUGGGCUACAUGAAGGAGGACCGGGAGGACCACUGGGGUUCAGGGAGGUCGGGUCCUGAGGCUGAUGGGGCUCACGGCAGCUCCUUUCUUUGAAUUUCCUUUAAUUAUAUCACUGCUGUGCUGUUUUAGAUUAGACGUAUUUGCUGUUCUAGUUGUUUGAGGAGCAAAGAAAAGUUGUUAGCUAUGCCAGUACUUCUUCAUGCUUGUUGCAAUUAAAGUGUUUUAUUUUUCGUUGUAAACACACACACACACACACCAGUAAAACAUUUGUAAAGAUUGUCUAAGGAGAUAUAAUCACCACAUCGGUCGGCCCGACUCUUAGAGCUUCAGCAGGUUGAAGUUAGACGUUGAUCUUUGUAGAAUUUGUUUCUUUGUUGUAAACUCAAGUCAAGGCCUCAGUAUACUUCAAAUAAAACUAGUCUGCAUGUAAUCCAACCACAUCUAAGGUCAAAAGUGUGAGUCACUGGCCACAUCUCCACGCUGGAAGACCGGGUGAAAAGCCUGCUGUCAUAGAGAGGAGCGAGACUCGGUGAAUUGUACAAAUGUGGUUAACAGAGCACAUUUUCAGACAGUCUCUCCUGGAAGACCUUCGUGAUGUUGCACUCAGUUUUUCACAUUCCUGUCAAUAACAUUACUGUGUGCAGGAAUAAAACGCUGAAACAU